Molecule: messenger RNA, 1116 nt
Organism: Aureobasidium musti
Lineage: Eukaryota; Fungi; Ascomycota; Dothideomycetes; Dothideales; Saccotheciaceae
Source: the annotation of a GenBank genome assembly
CGCUCUGCUCGUGUUCAAGCCCUGCCUAGCACCACGGCCACGCUUACUUCUCAGCUCAAAGUCACUAAGCGCAAGACAUCUGCCAUAGAUGUGAAACCAUCAAAACCCAUCACAAAACCAUCCUUAACAUCGACAAACGAGCAAGAGAUCACAGAAAAUGCUUCUUCCAAGCAGAGGGCUCCUCCUCGCAAACGUCAAAAGAUCAAUGGUGCAUCGCCACCAACAUCAACACUUCCAGCUGAUAGUCUAAACACUACGGAUGCUGCGACGACAAAUGGACACACGUCGUUACUGGACUCAUCUUCCAGGCCCGCAGAACCUCACCUCACAAACGCGCCGAUCAAAUCGCCGGACUCGGAUAAAGUGGUAACAGCAUACUCGACCUGGAGCAACGAUAUCGCCGGUGCAGCUCCCACAAGCACAACAAACACACUCCUAGACACCGCCCUAGCCCACCUCAAACUCCACGACUAUACAGGCCGCCUAACUCCCUACCUUUCUAAAUUCCACUGUAAGGUAUUUGACGCAGAAGGCUUGGCUCAACCCAUAAACCCCUUCCGCUCACUCGCUUCUGGAAUCAUUGCACAACAAGUCUCUGGCGCCGCUGCUAGUAGCAUCAAAAAUAGAUUCAUAAACCUUNUUGCUGCAUCUCCUUCCCACUCUUACCCAGGACCACCGGAAUUUCCUCCGCCGGCUUUGGUGGUGGAAAUGUCUGUUUCUACUUUAAGGACGGCAGGCUUGAGUCAGAGAAAAGCUGAAUACAUCCAAGGACUGGCUCAACACUUUUCUGAUGGAACUUUGAGUGCCGAGAUGUUGGCAACGGCUUCUGACGACAAAGUCAUGGAAAAACUUAUUGCAGUCAGGGGAUUGGGAAAGUGGAGUGUGGAAAUGUUUGCCUGUUUCGAUCUCAAGCGUAUGGUACUGUAUCUAGGCAAAGACGUCAACAAACUCAAAGCCAAAGGUGGAGGCAAGUGGAAAUACUGUUCCGAAAAGGAAAUGUUGGAAACUGCAGACAGGUUUUCACCGUAUAGGAGUUUGUUCAUGUGGUACAUGUGGCGACUCAGUGAUGUGGACAUUUCGACUCUUCAAGACGAUGCCAAGGUUAUAUCGGAAACU